UUGGAAUCGACGUUCCUAAAUUCAUUCGAUUGUUCGCUUACAACGCUACGAUUUCCCCCUUUUUCUGCCGCGAAAUCCAACCGACUGCCAGUACUAUAUUCCUUCACCCAUCGCAGCAGCUGGUCACUCUCCCCCACCGAGCGGAACCUUCUCAGAUGAAGCAGCAGGGAACCUGGCCACCGAGAUCGGACGGUCACCGUUUCCGCUCAUUUCCGAUGCCAGAAACCAGACUCGAGCGUCGUAAAUCCGCCGCGGGGCCGUCCGGACACAGUCAACGGCCGAGGCGGAUCGAGCUGAGGUCGUCGCCGUCGUCGUCCACUUCGAAGGUGGAGGAUCAUGGAUUCGCAGCGCUCCCAUUCGACAUCCUCACCAGAAUCGCGGCGCCGUUCACGCUACCCAACCUCCAGGCUGCGUCGCUGGUGUGCAAGUCGUGGAGCGAAGCGCUGCAGCCGUUGAGGGAGGCGAUGCUGCUGUUAAGGUGGGGGAAGCGGUUCAAGCACGGGCGAGGAGGGGUGAAAUCGGAUUUGAACAAAGCGCUGGAUUCCUUCCUGAAGGGGGCAGCUCGAGGGUCGAGCUUGGCGAUGGUUGAUGCCGGACUGGUGUAUUGGGAAAUUGGGGAGAAGGAGAAGGCGGUGGGGUUGUAUCGGAAGGCGGCGGAGUUCGGCGAUCCUGCGGGGCAGUGUAAUCUCGGGAUCUAUUACUUACAGGCUAAGCCGCCAAACGAAACAGAAGCCGUGAAAUGGUUGUUUCGAGCUUCAAUUGGAGGGCAUGUUCGUGCUCAGUAUCAACUCGGUCUGUGUCUGCAUCAGGGUCGUGGGGUCGAAGGCAGUCUUCAGGAGGCGGCUAAGUGGUAUCUAAGAGCUGCGAGAGGUGGGUAUAUUCGAGCAAUGUACAAUGUUGCGCUGUGUUACUCGGUAGGAGAUGGUUUAUCCCACAAUCAUCAACAGGCAAGGAAAUGGAUGAAGCGAGCAGCUGAUCAUGGCCACAGCAAAGCUCAGUAUGAGCAUGGACUAGGCCUCUUCUCCUGGCAGGAAGGAGAUAUGGUGAAAGCCGUGGUUUAUCUGGAACUGGCAACUCGAGCAGGUGAAACGGCAGCAGCACAUGUCAAGAAUGUGAUCGUCCAACAACUGCCCGUUAGCUCACGCGAAAGGGCCAUGGUUCUUGCGGACAGUUGGCGUUCAAUCUCUUCUUCAUCGCAUUGAGUUGAGUUAGUUGGGAUUGCAGGCUCGGCCAUUCAUCAUCAUCCAUGGUGGUUCUGGAACGUGUAGGGUGAAGAGGCAUCCGCCCUGAUUGGGAAGUGAGCUUGAUUUUCAGUUGGCCGUCUAGCAGAAAGCCAGCUCAUCAUCAUCCGCCAUUUUGCUCCUCUUCCAGUCCAGUCGAGAGCAAUCAAAUUAUUAUUGUACAGAAUCUGUGGCCAAAAUGCCGACGAGUCGACAAGACAAUAUCCCGCUCAAUCCUCUCUCAGCCCUUUGAUUGAUUCAUCUCUCUGGUGGCCUGAUGAUAAUACGCAUUGGAUACGCUCUUCCUUCUGUCUAUCAAUCAGGUUUUGAGCUGGCGCCUUUUUUAUGUUAUUGUCUCGUCCCACUGGUUUUGUGUGUAUGUGAUGAUGACAGUCCAGAGUAAUCUUCAGCUUUGCUGUCUUUCUUCUUUUUUCUUGUCUCAUAAUAACAUUAGAUACGUCUAUAUUAUAUGUUAUACAAUAGCCAUGAAUAUGUCCCCGAGUUGUAGUUUACCUUCCCCUUGUACAUAACAACAGAAUCAUGCAUGUUUCGUUACUCAAUAGAGUAGAAAGCUUCUCUUUUCCCCAUAAUUUAGUAGGGGGC
Linum tenue is the source of this 1823-nucleotide messenger RNA. Lineage: Eukaryota; Viridiplantae; Streptophyta; Magnoliopsida; Malpighiales; Linaceae. The record is from the annotation of a GenBank genome assembly.